Messenger RNA from Schizosaccharomyces osmophilus, 381 nucleotides. It is a transcript of the gene rpl26, whose product is annotated as 60S ribosomal protein L26. Bases 1 to 381 code for a protein of 126 amino acids. The transcript has a single exon. Gene Ontology annotation, cellular component: ribosome; cytosolic large ribosomal subunit. The record is from RefSeq and is a predicted model, not a curated record. Lineage: Eukaryota; Fungi; Ascomycota; Schizosaccharomycetes; Schizosaccharomycetales; Schizosaccharomycetaceae. Gene Ontology annotation, biological process: cytoplasmic translation; ribosomal large subunit biogenesis. Gene Ontology annotation, molecular function: structural constituent of ribosome; RNA binding.
AUGAAGUUCUCCAGGAAUGUAUCCGACUCUCGCCGCAAGCAGAGAAAGGCCCACUUUGCCGCCCCUUCCUCUGUUCGCCGUGUGUUGAUGUCUGCUCCUCUUUCUAAGGAACUUAGAGAGCAAUACAACAUCCGCUCCCUUCCUGUUCGUCGUGAUGACCAAGUCGCCGUUGUCCGUGGAUCCAACAAAGGUCGUGAGGGCAAGAUUACUUCUGUCUACCGUAAGAAGUUCCUCUUGCUUAUCGAGCGUGUGACUCGUGAAAAGGCCAACGGAGCCUCUAGCCCUCUUGGUAUUGAUGCCUCCAAGGUUGUGAUCAACAAGCUUCACCUUGACAAGGACCGUAAGAACUUGAUUCUUCGCAAGGGUGGUAAGGUCGAGUAA